Messenger RNA from Cylas formicarius (sweet potato weevil), 681 nucleotides. RefSeq lists its product as uncharacterized. Bases 1 to 681 code for a protein of 226 amino acids. The transcript has 2 exons. NCBI's taxonomy places the organism in Eukaryota, Metazoa, Arthropoda, Insecta, Coleoptera, Brentidae. The record is from RefSeq and is a predicted model, not a curated record.
AUGAUAGACGAAAAACUAUCUUACCGUGAACACCUUGAUAGUGCAUGCCAGAGAGCUAGCAAGACGGUAUCCAGCUUAUCAAGGAUCAUGGCCAACACGAUGGGACUUCGAACCAAAAAAAGACGAGUACUCUUCGAAGUAGUUCACUCAGUACUGCUCUACGGAGCAGAGAUAUGGGCGGACAUCCUAAAGCAGAAAACAUACAGGCGCAAAAUAGCAGCAGUGCAACGGAGAGGCGCUGUUAGGGUUGCCUGUGCAUACCGCACCGUCUCGGAAGCGGCAAUACUGGUCAUUGCGGGCGCAACGCUUAUCGACCUAUUAGCGUUUGAGAGAGCCAAGCUCUAUGGCGCUAAAAGGAAAUGCGACAACUUCAAGGAGGCAAAAACAAGGAUAAAAGCGGAAACCCAGCAAGAGUGGCAGGACCGAUGGACGACGGGGAAGACGAAUGGGCUUACCCUUAUGUGUAAGUACUGUCCUGAUAAAAUUGACGACGCCGAACAUACGUUCUUUGAGUGUGCUCGGUGGAAGGACUAUAGAAGUAGCACCGAAGAGAUCAUAGGCGCCAGGCUCUCCCCCUCAAGUCUGGUGACGUCUAUGAUCGAACAGGAGGGAAACUGGUCGGCUAUUGCAACCUACGCACAGCGCCUUCUGAAAGAUAAAAUUUCAGAAAGGGACCAGUAG